CUUUUAGACUCUACCUCGCUACAACACCAAGCAAUCAUGAGCUGUUGCCCUACCGUCAUGGAGCCGUCCAAGGAGACCGCCGCCAAUGCAAUUGUCGCAAGGACCUUCCGCAACACGAAGCUCUUUGUCGCUGGCCCUCUCCAAUCCAAGGCUGGUUUGAUUGCCAUUCCAGACAUUUUUGGCCCGAACAGUGGUCGUAUCAAGCAGGACGCUGAAGCAAUGGCCAAACUGGGUUACACUGUGGUGCUCGUGGACGCCGCUGAUGGUGACUACCCAGUCACUCUCGACGGCGUGGACAUCCCAGCAUGGCUGAAGAGAAACAGUUUUGAGAAAGUAGCGGCUGCCCACGUGGCUAACGCCAUCGCCUACCUGCAGGAGGAGAUCGGAGUGGAGUCCAUCUGCAGCUACGGCUACUGCUGGGGUGCGUAUGUUGGUGCGAAGCAGUCGGCUAUGGAGACCCCUUCUAUCAAGGGGCACGUCUCGUUUCAUCCCAGUUGGAAUGUCGAACAACUCGUGAACGGUGAAGGUGCCGUGGAGAAGAUGACGGAGAGCAUAAGAGUUCCUCAGCUUCUAUGCGCGGCUGGCAACGACCCUCCUCUUGUUAGCGAGGGUGGAGUGGUCGAGAAGAUUCUUAAGGCCAAUCCUGCUAUCGCCAAGCAAAGCAACGUGGUAAACUUCCCGGAUAUGAUCCACGGCUGGGUGAGCCGCGGUGACAUCGACAACCCUGCGACGAAGGAAGCUGUGAAGAAGGCCUGGCACUUGGCCCGCGAGUUCAUCCAGACGAUUAGUCCGUUGUGAGUCGAUGACAGAGCAUCGUGCAGCUAUUGCAGUACAUGUAAGAGCAAAACGUUGAUUGUAGG
Messenger RNA from Phytophthora nicotianae INRA-310, 860 nucleotides. RefSeq lists its product as hypothetical. Gene Ontology annotation, molecular function: hydrolase activity. The transcript has a single exon. Lineage: Eukaryota; Oomycota; Peronosporomycetes; Peronosporales; Peronosporaceae. The record is from RefSeq and is a predicted model, not a curated record. Bases 37 to 798 code for a protein of 253 amino acids.